AUUUUCCACUAAUAUCCCUUUUUCUUCUGCCUAGGGUUCUUCACUUUUUCUCAGUUGGGUCCCUCCCUCUAAACGCUAUCAGAUCCAGCCAAUUAACCCUCUCGGAUGAUUUUGUAGACGUAAUCUGCGUAUAGUUUCGUCUACAUUCAUCAUUGCUUAGAAAUUUCGAUUUCCUCGGCUUCUGAUUGGUUAAUUUUGCCCUGCAAUGCUGAUCAAGUUGGUGCACUGCUGAUCCUUUUGUUGUCGCAAUUGGUUACUCUUCACGCAAAAUCAGUUCGAUGGUGCACUGCUGAUCCUUUUGUGGUCGGAAUUGGUUACUCUUCACACAAAAGCAGUCCGCAUUUUUUCGAAUUGGAGUUCCGUCUUUUGUGGGUUAAAAGUUUUUUCGCUGUUGAACUAUAAGUCUCUGAUUAUUGAGGCAUUUUCUGAUUCUAUUCAUCUUAAUUUAUGCUUUUUAUAUUUAUGAAGUGGGUAUCUUGUGUGAAAGUUUGAGGCUUUGAGGACUGGGAUUUUUUUUUUCUUUUAAUGUUUGUUGUUUUUGGGCUGAGAAAUGAGGUGACGUUAUUUAUGCAUGGUCCGAGGAUUUUUAUCUGCUUGUUGGGUGGGGUAGGGAAGGAUGAAGAGGAUCAGAAGUGAAUCUCAGAGUGGAAGGAGGUUCAAAUUGUCACAUUUGUUAAUGGGGUUAGCUGCAUUAUACCUGAUUGUCAUAUGCUUGAAGUUCCCUAAGUUUUUGGAGAGUGCAGCAGUUUUGAGUAAUAAUGGUAAUGAUGUGGGUAAGGAGGGACUGCGAGUUGAGGUUGAAGAAGAUACUGAACUAAGUAAACCGCGUCUGAGCUCUGCUUAUAAGGAUGGCUUUCAUAGAAUACUACAAAACAAUGUGAACCAAAAUGCUCCUCCAAUGCCGCGUGAGGAAGCUUUAGAAGAGAAGAAAGGUGGUUCAACACCUGUUAACCCCCUUUCGCUUCAUUAUGGUAGAAUAGCUGCUGCAAUUUUGAGGCGUAGGAACAGAACAAGUGAUUUCUCCGUAGUAGAGAAAAUGGCAGAUGAGGCUUGGUCAUUAGGCACGAAGGCAUGGGAAGAAGUAGGUAAACAUGAUGGGAAGGAUAUUGAGAUGAAUGCCACACUUGAGGGGAAGCCUGAGUCCUGUCCUUCUUGGGUGUCGGUGAAUGCAGAAGAAUUGGCUAGGGGAGAUAAUCUCAUGUUCCUUCCUUGUGGGCUUGCUGCAGGUUCUUCAAUCACAGUGAUUGGAACACCACGUGUAGCUCAUCAGGAGUACGUGCCUCAGCUGGCGAGAUUAAGAGCUGGUGAUGCACUGGUUUUGGUUUCACAAUUCAUGGUUGAAUUGCAAGGACUAAAGGCUGUAGUUGGAGAGGAUCCACCAAAGAUUUUACAUCUUAAUCCUAGACUGAGAGGAGAUUGGAGCCAUCGACCAGUAAUUGAGCACAACACCUGCUAUAGGAUGCACUGGGGCAGCGCCCAAAGGUGUGAUGGUUUACCAUCCAAGAGUGAUGACGAAAUGCUAGUCGACGGCUUCUUGAAAUGUGAAAAAUGGAUGCGAAAUGAUAUAGUGGAUUCAAAAGAGUCCAAAAUUUCAAAGGAGUCCAAAAUCUUUUCAUGGUUUGAGAGAUUUAUUGGGCGUGCUAAAGUUCCAGAAGUGACCUGGCCAUUUCCAUUUAUGGAGGGUCGGAUGUUUGUGCUUACUAUUCGUGCUGGUGUUGAGGGAUACCAUAUCAUUGUUGGGGGUCGGCAUGUGACCUCAUUUCCAUAUCGCACGGGUUUUACUUUGGAAGAUGCAACAGGGUUGGCAAUCAAAGGUGAUGUGGAUGUACAUUCGGUUCAUGCCACCUCUCUUCCAACCUCUCAUCCAAGUUUUUCUCCCCAAAGAGUAUUGAGUUUCUCUGAGCAGUGGAAAUCACAUCCUCUGCCCCAUCAUGGUAUUCAGCUUUUUAUAGGGGUUCUCUCCGCCACCAAUCACUUUGCUGAACGCAUGGCCGUUAGAAAAACUUGGAUGCAAUCUUUAGCUGUCAGGUCCUCAAAUGUAGUGGUUCGCUUCUUCGUUGCCCUGAAUCCAAGGAAGGAGGUUAAUGCUGUUUUGAAGAAAGAGGCUGCCUAUUUUGGUGACAUUGUUAUUAUUCCAUUUAUGGAUCGUUAUGAACUAGUCGUACUCAAAACUAUUGCCAUCUGUGAAUAUGGGGUUCAAAAUGUAACAGCUGCAUACAUCAUGAAAGUUGACGAUGAUACUUUUGUUAGAGUGGAUAAUGUCCUUGAACAAAUUGAAGGAUUCUCUCCCAAAAGAUCCCUUUAUAUGGGAAAUCUAAACCUCUUGCACAGACCUCUUCGAACUGGGAAGUGGGCUGUUUCCUUCAAGGAAUGGCCAGAAGCAAUAUAUCCUCCUUAUGCCAAUGGACCUGGUUAUAUAAUUUCCAGUGACAUUGCAAAUUAUAUUGUAUCUCAACAUCUCAAGCGUAGUCUCCGGUUAUUCAAAAUGGAGGAUGUCAGCAUGGGGAUGUGGGUUGAGCAGUUCAACAGUUCUAAACCUGUCCAAUAUUCUCACAGCUGGAAGUUUUGCCAGUAUGGGUGCACGGAGGACUAUUUUACUGCCCAUUACCAAUCACCACGGCAGAUGCUCUGUCUGUGGGCCAAUUUGAUUAAGGGCCGGGCUCGCUGCUGCAACUACUGAAUUGGUAGGCAAUUAACAAUCUAUGGAUCUGGUUUCUCUACGUGUACAGUGACCUGAUAUUGUCUUCCUGAAAACUUCACUGAAAUGACAACUUUUCUGGUUGCCUGGCAUGGCUGGUGGUGUCGAGGAAUUGUUGGAAAGAUUUAUCUACUGACUUAAAAGCAGAGGGAAUUUCCCUUUGAACCAGUCACCUUAGGUUCUCUGUAAUGUAUCCACGCAAUGCACGGUAAGUUGUAUAGGCUUCAUGUCAGUUUGUACCAUGGAAUUAAAUAAUUAAUAGCAUUCUUGUUGUGGAGCGGGAAAACCUUUGAGCUUCAAGUUUUGUUCUUCACAAAAGUUGUGAAGAGUUUGGGAA
This is a messenger RNA of Coffea eugenioides, 3035 nucleotides long. Its product is annotated as hydroxyproline O-galactosyltransferase GALT2. Gene Ontology annotation, molecular function: carbohydrate binding; galactosyltransferase activity. Gene Ontology annotation, cellular component: Golgi membrane. The record is from RefSeq and is a predicted model, not a curated record. The coding region runs from base 617 to 2680 and encodes 687 amino acids. The transcript has 7 exons. NCBI's taxonomy places the organism in Eukaryota, Viridiplantae, Streptophyta, Magnoliopsida, Gentianales, Rubiaceae.